Aplysia californica (California sea hare) is the source of this 1570-nucleotide messenger RNA. RefSeq names its product alpha-amylase. Gene Ontology annotation, molecular function: cation binding; alpha-amylase activity. Gene Ontology annotation, biological process: carbohydrate metabolic process. Lineage: Eukaryota; Metazoa; Mollusca; Gastropoda; Aplysiida; Aplysiidae. The record is from RefSeq and is a predicted model, not a curated record.
UCACCACCUGCCAGUGUCCAGACCGCGUUUAGGACUCGCGGAUCUUGUCUUCUACACUGACUGAAUCCCCCCUCUGAGGGCAACAACAUGAUGAUCCUCACAGCAUCAGUGCUGCUUCUGCAGCUGUUUGGCUCACUGGCAUACAAAGACCCACACUGUGCUGGGGGCAGAGACGGCGUGGUACAUCUCUUUGAGUGGAAAUGGAACGACAUUGCUGCAGAGUGCAAGCGAUUCCUGGGACCUUAUGGCUUCUGUGCUGUACAGACUUCGCCUGCAAACGAGAACAGAGUUGUAACUUCACCAAACCGACCAUGGUGGGAGAGGUAUCAGCCAAUCAGCUACAAGAUCGCCACUCGCAGUGGAACCGAGGAUGAGUUCCGGAACAUGGUGAAGACAUGCGCAGACAGUGGUGUGAGGAUCUACGUGGAUGUGGUCAUCAACCACAUGUGUGGAGGUGGUGGUACCGGCUCCGGUACGGGAGGUUCCCACUACGAUGCCAAUACAUUGAACUUCCCUGCAGUGCCUUAUGGAAGCAGUGACUUCAACGACGGCUCCAACUGCCACUCAUCCGACGGUAAUAUCCACAACUACAACAAUGCAGAGGAAGUGAGAAACUGCCGUUUGGUCAACCUGCUUGACCUCCGCUUGGGCAAGGACUACGUCCGCGGGAAAGUGGCUGGCUACCUGAACCAUCUCAUUGACCUGGGUGUCGCUGGAUUCAGAGUGGACGCCGCCAAACACAUGUGGCCCGGUGAUAUCAAGGCCAUUCUGGGCAAGGUCAAGAAUGUCCAACAAGGCGGUCGUCCGUUCGUGUACCAUGAGGUCAUUGACAUGGGCGGCGAAGUCAUCAAAGCAUCAGAAUACCUGGAUGUGGGCCGUAUCACCAACUUCAAAUUCGGAAAGGAGGUCGCCCGUUUGUUCCAACAUCAGAACCCACUGAAGUACUUGGGCACCUGGGGAGCAUCCUGGGGCAUGUGGGCCACAGGAGACGUGGUCAACUUUGUGGACAACCACGACAACCAAAGAGGUCAUGGGGGAGGCGGCAAUGUCCUCACCCACUGGAACUCCAGACCCUACAAGCUGGCAACAGCCUUUAUGUUGGCCCAUCCUUACGGCUUCCCCCGCAUCAUGAGCAGCUACGAAUAUAACCGCGCCAAUGACUGGGAGGGUCCACCCCACCACGGAGAUAUGAGCACCAAGAGCGUGCCCAUCAACGGCAUGGACUGUGGUGAUGGCUGGACAUGCGAGCACAGAUGGCGACAGAUCUACAACAUGGUAGCCUUCCGUAACAUGGCAAGCGGCAAACCCGUGAGCAACUGGUGGACAGGGGCCGACUAUCAGAUCGCCUUCUCCAGGGGAGACCGUGCCUUUAUCGCCUUCAAUCUGGAAGGUUAUGACCUCGACAAGACCCUGCAGACCGGCCUAUCCGGUGGUACCUAUUGUGACGUCAUUACUGGCAACCUGGAGAACGGCAAGUGUACUGGUGGGUCAGUGACGGUCGGUGGAGACGGAAAGGCCAGAAUCCACAUCAGUCACAGCAGCCGCGACCCCAUGCUCGCCCUACACGUUG